UCUGAUUAAAUUAAUUAACAGUGCAACCACUUUCUUGGCUUUGAAGAUGCCUUCGUUGAGUACUUAUCUCUUCCCCUUCCCUUCGCUUUCUCUGCAACAACCCAAAAUCUCAACUUUCAACACAAACACACCCAAAUGAGACUUGGAUUGGCUUGUUUGAGCUUCCUCCUCUGUGCUCUUCUCUUCUUCUUGAUCACAUAUGAUGGUGGGGCUAGAAAGAUUGCAAUAACAUUUGGGAGAGAUAUUGAACUGAAAGAAGUAUCAAUAGAUUUGCAAAAUCUUGCAAGAGAUGGCCAUGUUCAGGUGAGAAAAGAAGAUGCUAAGGUCAAUAACAAGCUUGCUAAAAAGAUAAAGGGAAAGGAUCACAAUCAUAUGGACCCAGAACUGAAUGUGUUCUUCACUCCAAAAGAUCUGAAAAUAGGCAAGAAAAUGCCAAUCUAUUUUGCCCAGAGAAACGCUUCAACUUCUCCAAAAAUUCUGCCCAGAGAAGAAUCUGACAAGAUCCCUUUUUCCUCCAAACACCUACCUUCCCUGCUCAAAUUUUUCUCUUUCCCCAAACACUCCCCUCAAGCCAAGGCCAUGGAAUACACACUUAAGCACUGUGAAUUCCAAGCCAUGGAAGGCGAAACCAAGUUCUGCGCCACUUCCUUAGAAUCCCUCCUUGAUUCUACACGACAAAUCUUCGGAAACAGCUGUCAAUUCUCAAUGUUAUCCACAACCCACCUCGUAAAUUCCUCUGUCCCCUUACAAAACUACACAAUUUCACAGGUGAAAAACAUGUCUGUCCCUAGGGUUAUAGGGUGCCACCCUCUGCCAUAUCCUUACGCAGUGUUCUACUGCCAUAGCCAACAGAGCGAUACUCGAUUGUUUGUGGUCAUGCUUGAAGGUGAGGAUGGAGCAAGAGUUAAAGCUCCUGCUAUAUGCCACAUGGACACGUCCAUGUGGAACAAAGAUCAUGUGGCUUUCAAUGUUCUCAAGGUCGAACCCGGAACAUCCCCUGUCUGCCAUUUCUUCCCUCCUGAUAACCUUGUGUGGGUACCUCUGCCUUCUGCUCUCUGAUACUUGUAAAUAACAUUCACACAUGACUGGGAUUCAGUUAUGAUCUGCAUGUUAAGUCGGUGAGGAGUCUCUCAUGUGACUUGUUAAUAUAGUUUAUGGUUCACAUGGUAGGUAAUGUUUCUCUAAAUGUGUGUUGAUGAGACUUUCGAGGCCUAGCUAUCGGUUGUACGAGCUAGUGUGGCGGGAAACUGCUUGUCUAUGAAAACCUUCGUGUCUAAUUAACAAUAUGUUAAAGAA
Messenger RNA from Prosopis cineraria, 1296 nucleotides. Its product is annotated as BURP domain-containing protein BNM2A-like. The coding region runs from base 136 to 1059 and encodes 307 amino acids. The record is from RefSeq and is a predicted model, not a curated record. The transcript is spliced from 2 exons. Lineage: Eukaryota; Viridiplantae; Streptophyta; Magnoliopsida; Fabales; Fabaceae.